UCAUUGGGGGGCGGGCUUUGCCGGGGAGGCCCCACCCCUCAAGGCCGCGUAGUUUGGUUGAGCACAGGCUGCAGUUUCAGUUUGUUUUAUUCACCAUUUUGAAGGUAGCUGGAGGUAAAAAAAAAUAUAAGAAUUUUUGCGUUAGGAGGACUACUGGCUGCCGUACUUUUAUUUUCACGCGCUAGCUCGGACGGUGGAGUUGUGCGUCAACCUCACUCCCCUCGGUGUUUUGCAGAGCGGGAAUCUAUAUUCCUUUCCCCCCCCUGUGCUUUUUCUUCUCCCCCUUUCUCACAUCCUUAACCUCCACAGUAUUCCUGCAAAAUGUCAAGACCAGUGAGGAACAGGAAGGUGGUGAACUACUCACAAUUCAACGAGUCUGAUGACGCAGAUGAGGAGUAUGGUGACGACAAGCCGAAGAAGGUGCGACCAGCCCCUCGUGAGCACAAGCGCUCAAAGAACUCGCAAGAUGACAGUGAGGACUCUGAUGACAAGCUCUCCAAACCCAAAAAUGAUUCAGCAGAUGACUUUGGCAGCGAUGAUGAAGACAAUGACUUUGGAGAGGAGGAGGAUGAAGAUGGAGGAAGUGACUAUGAAGAAAAAAGAGGGAAAAAGGGAAAGAAAGCUAAAGUGGAGAAGCCCAGCAAGCGGGGGCCGAAGAGAAAACGGGCUGCAGAUGACAGCGAUGACGAAAGGGAAGUGAGUCGAAAGCGUACAGUGCGUCAGGCGGCCUCAAAGGCCGUGUCCAAACAGAGAGAGAUCCUGCUGGGAGAUGGAGGCAGCGAGGAUGAGGAACACGAAGAUCAAGAGGAGUCCUACAUGGACCCUGACGAGUCUGGCAGCGAUGAGGACUUCAUGGUGGAGGAUGACGAUGACAGCGACUACGGUCACUCCAAGAAGAGAGGCAAGAAGGUGAUUCGACGGCGACGGACAGACAAGGAGAAGAAAAGCCCCAAGCCACGGCUAAAGGCCACAGUGACCCCCAGCCCAAUGAAAGGAAAGGGGAAGGGGCGCCCCAGCACCAAGGCGAUGGAGAAGAGCUCACCCAAAGAGGAAGAAGAGGAGGAGGACCCAGAGAGUCCCCUGGAGGAGGAAGAGGAGGAGCCCGAGAAGAAGGAGAGUUCCCCAGCUCCCAAGAAGACAAAGGAGGCCGCAGGAGGAGAAGAGGAAGAGGAGGACGAGGAGGAGGAGGAUGGCUCAGAAGAGGAGGCACCCUCUGGAGAAGACUAGAAGAUGGUACCCAUUUGAAGCCCAUCCUCCACAUCUCUCUCUGUCUGUUCUCAGUGGGUUUUUUCUGUUCUUCUUUUUGUUGU
Messenger RNA from Pundamilia nyererei, 1310 nucleotides. RefSeq names its product nuclear casein kinase and cyclin-dependent kinase substrate 1a (gene nucks1a). Gene Ontology annotation, molecular function: single-stranded DNA binding; double-stranded DNA binding. The record is from RefSeq and is a predicted model, not a curated record. Gene Ontology annotation, cellular component: cytoplasm. The transcript is spliced from 8 exons. NCBI's taxonomy places the organism in Eukaryota, Metazoa, Chordata, Actinopteri, Cichliformes, Cichlidae. Bases 322 to 1227 code for a protein of 301 amino acids. Gene Ontology annotation, biological process: interstrand cross-link repair; double-strand break repair via homologous recombination.